Molecule: messenger RNA, 1503 nt
Organism: Rosa chinensis
Lineage: Eukaryota; Viridiplantae; Streptophyta; Magnoliopsida; Rosales; Rosaceae
Product: leucine-rich repeat receptor protein kinase HPCA1-like
Exons: 14
Coding region: 181-1404 (407 amino acids)
Molecular function (GO): protein binding
Source: RefSeq, a predicted model, not a curated record
CAGUUUACUUUGUUCAUAUCAAACUGACUAUCUGGAUUCCUUGUUCAGAAAAUAAUCAUUCUUUACUAAUAAGUGCCCUGUGAUAUAUAGUAAUGUACAUCAUGAUGCAUUUAGUCAAAUCCUCGUUAAAAAUCAAGGGCUGCACCUGCUGUGUGCUUUUGACUUGUAUCAUCUGCUACCAUGGCAACCAUGAGAUUGCUGCUCUUUCUUGCUUUAUACUCUGUACGGAUUCAUGUGAUCUCCUCUCUUACGGACCAAAAUGACGCUGCGGUGAUGAUGAUCUUGAGAGAUUCAUGGAAAAACACACCAUCUAGCUGGGAACACUCCGAUGAUCCCUGUGGUGUGCCAUGGGAAGGAGUCAACUGUACUGGUGCAAGGGUGACUGAAUUGAGGUUAUCAGCCAUGGGGCUCAUAGGGGAACUUUCCACCGGCUACAUUGGGCAACUCGAUGAACUAACGUCUUUGGAUGUGUCAUUCAAUCCUGGCAUCACAGGUCGUAUUUCUCCACAAAUAUCAUUUCUCCUGAAGUUAAAUACCCUGAACCUAGCUGGAUGCAGCUUCAGUGGUAGUAUUCCAGAUCAGUUGGGAGAUAUUGAACAGCUAACCUUCUUGGCUCUGAAUUCAAAUAACUUAUCUGGAACAAUACCUUCUGCUUUGGGUCAACUCUCCAACCUCUACUUGCUUGAUCUAUCAGACAAUCAGCUGACUGGACCUCUCCCAAUCUCAACCUCUACUUCUCCAGGAGGAUUAGACCUCUUGUUAAAGGCUGAACACUUCCAUUUGAGCAACAACCAGCUUUCAGGUUCGAUUCCACCCGAGCUUUUCAGUUCUGAAAUGAGACUGAUUCAUCUGUUCCUUGAUGGAAAUAAACUUACCGGGGUUAUUCCAAUGACUUUAGGACUUGUUCAGACUUUUGAGAUGGUUCGGCUUAAUAGAAAUACUCUGACCGGAAGUGUCCCCUCAAACCUAAACAACCUUACAAAUGUCAAUGAACUGAAUUUGGCCAACAACAACUUGACAGGCCUUUUGCCAGACUUGACUGGAAUGAAUUCCCUCAAUUAUGUAGACCUUAGCAACAACUCAUUUGACCCAUCAGUAGCUCCACUUUGGUUCUCAACCUUACCCACACUUACUACUCUGGUUAUGGAAUUCGGAUCACUUCAAGGGCCUGUGCCAGAGAAUCUUUUCAGCCUUCCAGAAUUACAGGAAGUGAAACUGAAAUACAAUACAUUUAACGGUACACUGAACAUGGGUGAUAACAUCAGUCUACAACUGGAGCUUGUGGAUCUCCAGAACAAUCAGAUUUCCCAUCUCACUAUAGAAGAAGAAUACAAGGAUGCAUUAAUACUUAAAGGGAACCCGAUAUGUUCCGGUAGUCUAUCAAACACUACUUGGUGUCAGUAAAAAGAAAAAUGAGAGAAGGUGCAGGAUUUGAAAUAAAGAGGCUUUAUCUGCAACAUCUUCCAAAGGAUUUUCCAAACCUCCUCAUGCGCUGUGUUACUU